AUGUUGAUAAUUGAAACGUGCUCCAUCUAUGCUGGCUGGCGGUCUUCAGAGCUUUUUAUCGAUCCCAAGACAGACCAAUACAUUCAUUCUCCAGAUCUCACGAAUCCUACCAAAGACAUGGACGACUGGACUAGCGCAAUCAACGAAUCGAGAGAAUACCCUAUGCGAAAUGUCCAGAUAGACAUUGAUUGGGCAAAUUUCGCUUUACCACCAUACUACACAAUACUAUCCAUUGCGCUAUCAUCUACCGAGUCUCAAGCAAUACCAUUGGGUUUAACAGUCAGCAGCCUCAUACCGGACGCGAUGUCAAGAAUCCGUCGGCCCAGCGAGAUUUCGAUACCGUUGAUCGCAGCUGAGGCAUCGGAGCAAAAACUUGAUCACGAGAGAUAUCCAUACAUCACCGUCAACCGAUUUCGAUAUGGCUAUAGCUAUUCUCUUCGAGGAGUCACUAGAUGGCUUGCUUUAUCCAUUCUCCUCUUACAUAUCUUUCUCGCAUUGGCGCAUACGGUGAUUAUCACACUCAUGGGAUGGACUAGUAAAAUACUGAACUCUCGAUGCGAAAUUCUUGUUCUUGCCAUCAACUCGUCGCCAUCUAUGGGACUGGACAAUACAUGUGUAGGUAUCAACCGGCUCGAUACAUACAAGCAGAUAGUAAAAGUUAGGGAAACCACAUUCGAGCACUUAGGCUUGGUGAUGAAUGGAGAGGAGGAUAAGCAUACUGAGAAGAUGGUGAUAGACAAGGAGUAUGGAAGUCGAGAACAAAAGGAAACUUUUCAUUGUAAAGAAGAUUGA
Messenger RNA from Botrytis deweyae, 792 nucleotides. RefSeq lists its product as uncharacterized. The record is from RefSeq and is a predicted model, not a curated record. NCBI's taxonomy places the organism in Eukaryota, Fungi, Ascomycota, Leotiomycetes, Helotiales, Sclerotiniaceae. Bases 1 to 792 code for a protein of 263 amino acids. The transcript has a single exon.